Molecule: messenger RNA, 3592 nt
Organism: Oncorhynchus tshawytscha (Chinook salmon)
Lineage: Eukaryota; Metazoa; Chordata; Actinopteri; Salmoniformes; Salmonidae
Product: zinc finger protein 771-like
Exons: 13
Coding region: 1362-3308 (648 amino acids)
Biological process (GO): regulation of transcription by RNA polymerase II; telomere capping; regulation of telomere maintenance via telomere lengthening
Cellular component (GO): shelterin complex
Molecular function (GO): RNA polymerase II cis-regulatory region sequence-specific DNA binding; DNA-binding transcription factor activity, RNA polymerase II-specific; telomeric repeat DNA binding
Source: RefSeq, a predicted model, not a curated record
UGAGACGCUGGAUCUAGCAACCUCUUUAAAAAACGGUUUUAUUUAACUUAGCUGAUUCGGGUAUUGUUAGCUUGAAUACAUAUAUCAACCUUUUUAGUUACGUUGCAAGCGCUUUAAUAUAUUAUGUGUAUUCUAGGCUUGGUCGCACUAUCCAACGUUAACAUCGAAAUCUGUAGCUAGCUUGUUUCAGGUGUCUUUUUGCUUUGCAAACUAGCUAUGGAUAACAUUAUUGAUCUAGCAUCAGAACAAGUUCGGUGACAGGUCUCCCUCUGUUCUCCUUGCGUCUCCUGGUUCCACCUCUACGCCUGAUGUGGCUUUCAUGUGGCAAGUGACACAACGGCGUAAUGUGAUACAGUAUGGGAAGCUGGAGGAGUUUGUGACUUUGGUGACAGAGAUGGUUCCAGAGCUGCUAAGCUCCAGGCAGAGGACCCAACUCAUCCUAGGACUGAGAGCAAGUGUAGGAGAGGUGGAAAUGUUGAGGGUUGGUAUGGGAAGAGUCUUAUGAUGGAACAAACUAUGGGCAGCUACUAGCUGCAAUUACUGUACGUCUGUCCCUAGUCCUGCUUUUCACAUAUCCACCUCUGUUCCAGAUGGUUUUAGAGUUGUGUUGCAGUGUGGGCACAGCUGACCUCCCUACUAUCCAGGCCCACCUGGACAUAAUCCACACGUUGACAGAAAAAUCCUUACACAAAGAGUAGGUGUUCCCAGUCCACUAUGGCCCUCUGUAUGACACAGCGCUGCAGACACUGGUGUGGGAGUUCCUCUCCAGACUGGAGGAGCUGCUGCCUGUACCAGACCUCACGCAGACAACAGCAUGGCUCAGUGCUGCCCCCUCUGUCCUGGAGGAAUGUGGACAGACUGUCUUUGACCCUGAACAACUGAAGACAGUGCUGCAGCACCAUCAGCGUCAUGGAAACCUGAACAAGAGUCAUGUCUCUAAAUACACUGCAGAUACCAUCCUGUCCACGCUGUCCCUCCCUCCAAAAAUGAGAGUUGUUAUUAACUAUGAGCCAGACAACUCUGACAAUGGGAGGCAAUACUCAGAUGAAUGCAUAGAUAAUGGGGUCUGUGAAAAUGAAGACCACAAUGAAAUCCUGGAUGAAAGCACUGAUAGAUGUUGGGAGGAUCUAGGGCUGUCAACAUCAGAGCAACAGGAGGGUCUGCCACCUGCAGAGACCUCAGUGUUGGUUACUCCAGUACCCUGUGAUGGGCUACAAGUUGGCGAGCUCUAUUAUCAUCCAUAUUAAAUAAUGUUGAUGGAUAAGAGGCAGUUCCCCAGAAAACUGCAGAUGACUUUGACAUCUGUCUGACAAGAUCUCCCUUCUUUCUCCUUGCGUCUCCUGGUUCCACCUCUACGCCUGAUGUCUGCUUUCAUGUGGCAAGUGACACAAAGGCGUAAUGUGAUGCAGUAUGGGAAGCUGGAGGAGUUUGUGACUUUUGUGACAGAGAUGGUUCCAGAGCUGCUGAGCUCCAGGCAGAGGACCCAACUCAUUCUAGGACUGAGAGCAAGGAUGGUUUUAGAGUUGUGUUGCAGUGUGGGCACAGCUGACCUCCCUACUAUCCAGGCCCACCUGGACAUAAUCCACACGUUGACAGAAAAAUCCUUACACAAAGAGAGUCAUGGUGAUGAAUUGGAGGCUUCAGAGUCUAACUUUGUGGAGCUAGUCCAAACCCUGCUGGGAGACCCUUCUGAGAGGGAGCAUUUCUUCCAGGAGGUGUUCCCAGUCCACUAUGGCCCUCUGUAUGACACAGCGCUGCAGACACUGGUGUGGGAGUUCCUCUCCAGACUGGAGGAGCUGCUGCCUGUACCAGACCUCACGCAGACAACAGCAUGGCUCAGUGCUGCCCCCUCUGUCCUGGAGGAAUGUGGACAGACUGUCUUUGACCCUGAACAACUGAAGACAGUGCUGCAGCACCAUCAGCGUCAUGGAAACCUGAACAAGAGUCAUGUCUCUAAAUACACUGCAGAUACCAUCCUGUCCACACUGUCCCUCCCUCCAAAAAUGAGAGUUGUUAUUAACUAUGAGCCAGACAACUCUGACAAUGGGAGGCAAUACUCAGGUAAAUGCAUAGAUAAUGGGGUCUGUGAAAAUGAAGACCACAAUGAAAUCCUGGAUGAAAGCACUGAUAGAUGUUUGGAGGAUCUAGGACUGUCAACAUCAGAGCAACAGCAACAGGAGGGUCUGCCACCUGCAGAGACCUCAGUGUUGGUUACUCCAGUACCCUGUGAUGAAUUGAACUUGGAUCAUUCUCUCAACGUAAUGGUGAAUGUUGACGAGCCAUUCCAGGUUCUUAACUGCACUCUACCUCCAUUCUCUCACAGUGAAGUGGCCAACCUCUGCAAGGACAUAAAUACCGACCAAGUAGAAAAGGACAGCAAGCGGGUUGACAAGAAAAAAGUGGUCAGAAAGGGGGACAAAAAGAAUGAGAUCAAACAGGUUGACAAGACAACAAAGGUGGUCAGAAAGGGGGACAAAAAGAAUGAGAUCAAACAGGUUGACAAGAAAACAAAGGUGGUAAGAAAGGUUGACAAGAAAAAAGAGGGAUCCCCUGUACCCCAAAACAGGACUCAUACAUGUGAGUGUGGGAAGGUUUUCAAAAAACCAUCACUGCUGACGCUACAUAUGGGAGUUCACACGAUGCCAUAUCAUUGUGACCAGUGUCCCAAACGAUAUGCUACUCCUGGGGCUCUGAAGAAACACCAGUUACUUCACACAGAAGAAAGACCAUUUGCAUGUGAACACUGUGACCGGAGGUACAGGAGUGCAUAUGAUCUCAAAGUGCACGUACGCAUUCACUCUGGGGAGCGCCGUCACCUGUGUACCAUCUGUGGUAAGAGGUUUACCCAACAGUGUGCACUAGUGAGACACAUGCGAAUGCAUGCUGGGGAGAAGAAUUAUUUAUGUAGCAUAUGUGGUAAGGCAUUCCUUACCUUAGGAGAACUGCGUCUGCAUACACGAACACACACAGGAGAAAACCCCCACACCUGUAAACAUUGUGGAAAGGGUUUCAAAGCAUCUUGCCAUCUUAUGGUUCAUCUGCGAUCUCAUACAGGCGAGCGUCCUUACACCUGCACCCAAUGCCCCAAAUCUUUCACUACUUCAGACGCUCUUAGAAAGCACGUAUAUACUCACACUGGGGAGAAACCUCACCAGUGCUCAGAGUGUGGGAAGACAUUUUCUCAAAGGGGUAAUAUGGUAAAUCAUAUGAGGAGAGUUCAUAAACCGGUUAAGAUUCUCCAAAAGCACUCCAACAGAAAGACAGACAGUCUCAUAAAAAGAUCGAAGAGAUCGAAAGAAACCAUGUAGGAGUUAAUUCCAAUGUAAAUACUAGUACUAUACACAUGAUUUUACAGGUCCUCUUUUGUAUAUCAGAUUAUCAUACCAAAACAUGUUUUUCAAUAAAUUUCUUCAGAUUUGUCAUGUCUACACAUGAUAUUCGAGACUACAAAUAAUGAUAAUGAUUUUAGAAGCGGGAUUAUGAUUGACCCAAUUUAAACGGUUUAAAAACUUCUUAGGGCUGAGAUCCUGUUAAUGGGAUCGAUAUGACAACAGCCAGUGAAAGUGCAGGGUGCCAAAUUCAAACAGAAAUC